Messenger RNA from Pestalotiopsis fici W106-1, 1650 nucleotides. RefSeq lists its product as uncharacterized. Gene Ontology annotation, biological process: amino acid transmembrane transport. Gene Ontology annotation, cellular component: membrane. The record is from RefSeq and is a predicted model, not a curated record. Bases 1 to 1650 code for a protein of 549 amino acids. The transcript has a single exon. NCBI's taxonomy places the organism in Eukaryota, Fungi, Ascomycota, Sordariomycetes, Amphisphaeriales, Sporocadaceae. Gene Ontology annotation, molecular function: amino acid transmembrane transporter activity.
AUGUCUGACGAGAAGUCGCAGCGGGUCAUGGCCACUCCGCCCAGCGUGUCUUCGGACUAUGAGGGCGGCAGCCAGCCCAGCAUACCGCAGGGCACCAAACACAACAUCAGUUCGCGCCAGGCUCAGAUGAUUGCCAUCGGCGGAGUUAUUGGCACCGGACUGUUUGUCGGCUCGGGUCAGGCGCUCGCCAUUGCCGGGCCCGUCUUCCUGUUUGUGGCCUACUGUGUCAUAUGCUUUCUCGCCUUUUGUGUCGCGUCCGCCACGACCGAGUUCAACGCCUACCUGCCGGUCCCCGGAGCCUCGAUCCCUUACUACGCCACGCGCUUCGUCUCGUCCAGUCUCGGCUUUGCGGUCGGCUGGCUACACUGGUGGACAUGGGGUGUAACGGUUGCAUACGAGGUCACGGCCGCGUCUAUUGUCAUUAGCUAUUGGCCAAACGAUGUUCCUGAAGCCGCCUGGAUCACUAUAAUGCUAGUGGUCAUUAUCGCCAUGAACUUGAUGCCUGUUCACUGGUAUGCCGAGGGCGAGUUUUGGUUUGCUUCGAUCAAGGUCUUUACCAUUAUCGGACUCUUGAUCCUAUCAGUCGUGCUUGUCCUUGGUGGCGGACCAAACCACACUCGUCUGGGAUUCUGGUAUUGGCAGCAAGAUCCGGUGAACGAAUACCUGGUUGGCGGCUCCGCGGGAAGGGUGUGCGCAUUCAUCAUGUCUCUGACUCUAGGCGCUUUCAGUUUCCUCUUUGGACCCGAGUACAUUGUAUCGGCCAGUGGAGAAAUGAAGAACCCCCGGAAAGACGUUCCAAAGGCCAUGUUCCACUUCACAUGGAGGCUCAUUUUCUUCUACGCGCUCUCGGCGUUGGCGAUUGGACUCAUCUGCCCGAGUAGCGAGCCCGGACUCACUGCCGGUGGUAGCGGCGCUGCUGCCUCGCCAUGGGUGAUUGCUAUCCAGAAGGCUGGAAUUCGGGGUCUCGACAGCGUUAUUAACGCAGCUAUCAUGACUUCGGCGUGGUCCGCUGCCAAUGGCGAACUAUUCAUGGCGUCUCGCGCGCUCUACUCGCUCGCAUUGGUCGGGAACGCACCACAAAUCUUUGCUCGCUGCAACCGAUACGGCGUGCCAUACUACUCUGUCCUGUUGACGAGCUGUCUGUCCCUCUUGGCCUAUCUGAAUGUCAAGAAUGGCAGCAGUCAGGUGUUCACCUGGCUUGUGAGUCUGGUCAAUGAGUGUGGUUUCAUCAGCUGGAUCAUUUGCUGUGUCUGUUUCUUCAGAUUCCGCAAGGCCUGCAAGGUCCAAGGCGUUACCAACCUCCCCUACCAGAGCCGCUUCCAGCCAUACGGCGCAUGGUUUGCCAUCAUCUUCACUACACUCUUGGGCCUCUUGAAUGGACUGCCGGUUUUCUUCCCGGGCAAUUUCACGGCAACCUCGUUCCUGACGGACUACCUUGGCAUACCGAUUUUUGUGGUUCUGUACUUUGGACACCGGAUCUACAAUCGCCACGAGCCGUGGGCGAAACCCGCCGAGACAGUCGACCUCACGUCUGGCUUGGCAGAGCUAGAAGCGCGAGAGGUGACGUUGGCGGCAGCAUCAUCCCCAGAAGAAAAGUCGACUAUGAAGACUGGGCUAGACAAGCUAUCUGCCGUAUGGGGUUGGAAAUGA